GCAUUCAGUCAUCUGAAGAAAGUUGUAGAACAGAGGUGGAGAACGAUUCAUGAUUUGUGGACUUCAACUCCAGAAUUCCUGAGCCGGCCAUUGUUCCCCCACCCCUAUUGUAGAAUAUUGGUGGCAAACCUUCAUGGGUCAGAAAUUUGAGCACCCCAAGUUAAAAAGAUCUCCCAAGCUGUAUGGUUAUCAGAUUUUAGAACCAGAAGAACAAGAAGAAAGCAACGAGAAAGAAAACAUCAAGGAUUUGGAAAAGAGUAGCAAGCAAUUUGAUGAAAUCCUUGGAAUGGCAGACUCAAGAAAUGGUGCUGUUGGCUUGUAUAACAUUGGAUUGAGCUGCUGCAUCAACUCAUUGCUUCAAAGCUUCUUAAUGAACAGAUACUUCACUUCAAUACUCCGGAGGAUCAAUGUACCGCAUGGAACAGCAGAACGGAAUGCCAGUGUCCCUUAUCAAAUGCUUCUGCUGUUGGAAAGUAUGCAGCGGGCCAAGGGGAAGUCCGUGCGCCCUUUCGAUCUUUUCUACUGCCUUUCUCAUCAUGGUGUGAGAUUGUUUGUUGUUCACGAUGCUUCGGAAGUCUAUUACAAAAUCUGGAACCUACUUAAAGACCAAAUUGCAAACACAGACCUGGUUGAAAGAUUGACUGAUCUAUAUAUCAUCCGUUUGCAAGAGCUCCUGGUGUGCCAGAAAUGUUCCCAUGAAAUAAAGAUAGAAAGUAAACAGCUAAUGCUUCAUCUUCCAAUGUUUGAUUUUGAUUCUCAUCUGAUUAUUAACUUAGAAAAUUCACUACACUGCUUUUUCAGACCAGAGCAAUUAACUAAAGAAAAUAUGUGCCACUGUGGAAGGUGUAACAAGAAAACAUCACAUAUGCGGAGGAUAAAAAUAAGUUAUUUGCCACGCAUGUUGACACUGCAUCUCAUUCGCUUCCGUUCCAAAGAUGGCAGCAGAACCAGGAAAAUCACACAUAGCUUGGCUUUCCCACCAGAGCUUGAUUUCAGCCAGAUCUUGACCCUGGAACAGUAUCAACCAGAUCCUAAAAAGAAGAAUGAUGGGUUGUAUGAUCUCUUUGCGGUGAUUGCCCACUCGGGACCAGCUGACUUUGGUCAUUAUUGUGCCUAUAUCUGGAGUCUCACCGAAAGCAAGUGGUAUUGCUUCAACGAUUCCAGUGUUUGUGAGGUAUCCUGGGAUGAUAUCAAAUGUACUUAUGGAAGACAGUCUCUCUGUUGGGGUGAAACUGCCUACCUUCUGGUUUACAUGAGAAAAAAUGGCACAUCGGUGUAAAUGGAAAUGAAGACUUACGAUAACUGACGAUAAGCUCCCAUUCACACUUCCCCCCUAAACAGAAGCCAGCAAGUUGAACCCAUUGCCCAUCAGUGAAUGAGCAUGCACAUGAAAAAUGUACAUUUUAGAGGGAGAAUUAAGAAUGUAGUUAGCACUUUUGAGCCCUCCAGAAAAUGAGUGCAUAAGCAAAACAACUAAUUUCUUUCAGAAUAGCUCUGGAAAGCUUCCCAUAACUCCUUCCUGGUGAUCCAGGAAGCUUCUGGGAUGAGAAGUGAAAUGUCUUCAAGGAAAAACAAAGAAAAUGCAAUUGCCUCUUGAAAAAGCAUCUCUGGGACAACCAUGACCUGAAUGACAGAAUCUCCAUAGUCCGAUAUAAAUUAUAGUUCUU
Messenger RNA from Pseudonaja textilis, 1667 nucleotides. The record is from RefSeq and is a predicted model, not a curated record. NCBI's taxonomy places the organism in Eukaryota, Metazoa, Chordata, Lepidosauria, Squamata, Elapidae.